Myripristis murdjan (pinecone soldierfish) is the source of this 4592-nucleotide messenger RNA. It is a transcript of the gene kbtbd8, whose product is annotated as kelch repeat and BTB (POZ) domain containing 8. The transcript has 5 exons. Bases 1 to 1815 code for a protein of 604 amino acids. Gene Ontology annotation, molecular function: protein binding. The record is from RefSeq and is a predicted model, not a curated record. NCBI's taxonomy places the organism in Eukaryota, Metazoa, Chordata, Actinopteri, Holocentriformes, Holocentridae.
AUGGCUGCCAGUGGAGAGGUAGGGAAGCUGUUACAAGUACAAAAUGGGACGCCUCCAAACACCAACUACAACGGGGUAGAUGCUGUUCAUGCUUGUAACAUCCUUCAGCAGCUCAAAGCCUUGUAUGAUGAAGCACAGCUCACAGACAUUGUUGUAGAAGUGGACCAUGGCAAGACUUUCUCCUGUCACCGAAAUGUCCUUGCUGCAAUCAGCCCAUACUUUAGGUCCAUGUUCACCAGUGGCCUUACAGAAAGCAACCAGCGUGAGGUCAGAAUUGUUGGGGUGGAAUCUGAAUCCAUGCACCUCGUCCUAGACUAUGCCUACACGUCCAGGGUCACUCUUUCUGAGUCCAAUGUUCAGGCUCUGUUCACUGCAGCCAGCAUCUUCCAGAUUCCUGCCCUGCAGGACCAGUGUGCCCAGUUUAUGAUCAGCCGGCUUGACCCUCAGAACUGCAUAGGGGUCUACAUGUUUGCUGAUGCCUAUGGCCAUCAGGAGUUGAGGGAACGCUCGCAAGACUACAUCCGCAAAAAGUUCUUGUGUGUGUCAUGGGAACAGGAGUUCCUUCAGAUGACCAAGGAGCAACUGGUCAGUAUUUUGAACAAUGAUGACCUGAACGUAGAGAAGGAAGAGCACGUUUACGAGAGCAUUGUCCGCUGGUUGGAGCAUGAUUGGCCUGGCCGUGAGGUGUACCUAGCUGAGGUUUUUUCCAAGUGCAUCCGUCUGCCCUUACUGGAUGAGGCCUUCCUCAGUCGGAUACCAGCCCCCUUUGCAUGUGCCCUCACCCUGUCCAAGGACCCUGCUGAGACCAAAGGCCGCCUCAGUGACACCAAUGGUUGCCCCCAGCGCUUGGGUAUGACUGCCUCUGAGAUGGUCAUCUGCUUUGACGCCGCUCACAAACACUCAGGGAAGAAGCAGACGGUGCCUUGCCUGGACACAGCCACCGGCAGGGUGUUCAAGCUCUGUAAACCGCCCAACGACCUCCGAGAGGUGGGCAUCCUGGUAUCAUCGGAGAAUGAUAUCUACAUCGCUGGAGGCUACCGACCUAGUAACAGUGAAGUGUCCAUAGACCAUCGGGCUGAAAGUGACUUCUGGCAAUAUGAGCAUGCAGGUAACCGGUGGCUUCCACGGGCACCUCUGCUAAGGGCCAGGAUAGGCUGUAGGCUGGUGCACUGCUGUGGGAAGCUUUAUGCACUGGGCGGCCGUGUAUAUGAAGGUGAUGGGCGAAAUGCAUUAAAGUCAGUGGAGUGCUACGAUGCCAGGGAUAACUGCUGGACAGCCGUCAGCCCCAUGCCAGUCGCCAUGGAGUUUCACAGUGCUGUGGAGUACAGAGACCGCAUCUAUAUCCUCCAAGGUGAAUAUUUCUUCUGCUUUGACCCCCGCAAGGACUAUUGGGGUCACCUGGCCCCGAUGAAUGUCCCUCGGAGCCAGGGUCUGGCUGCCUUAUAUAAGAACUGCAUCUACUACAUUGCAGGCAUCUGCAGGAACCACCAGCGCACCUUCACUGUGGAGGUCUAUGACAUCGAGCAAAACACGUGGAGCCGGAAGAGAGACCUGCCCUUUGACCAAGCCACAAGCCCCUAUAUCAAGGCCAUGCUGCUGCAGGGCAAGCUACACCUGUUUGUACGAGCAACACAGGUCAUGGUGGAGGAGCAUGUGUUCCGCACCAGCCGUAAGAACUCCCUUUACCAGUAUGAUGAUGAGGUGGACGUAUGGACCAAAGUCUAUGAGACCCCUGACCGCCUCUGGGAUUUGGGCCGCCAUUUCGAAUGUGUGGUGGCCAAACUUUACCCUCAAUGUCUACAGAAAGUGCUUUGAGGUAGCUAGUUAAAAACAUUUGUGAACCCAAUCUUGGAGGCAGAGGGAGUUGUGAGGUCUUGCCUGCCUUGUGCCUGGUGCUACCUUGGGUUUGCACCACAAGGACCAUUAUCGAUUAAGUCUUAAGUCGUUCAAAAAGUUAACAUGAUCAAAAUGGGGGUGCUUUUAAAGAUUGCAGUAUUGUUUUUUGUUUUUUUCAGACAGCACCAACUACCCACACUGAUGCUUGUUUAACAGAACCGUACAAUGAAUCAUAAGUGCAAUUAUCAUAUUUUUUGCUUGUUGUUGAGCCAUGUUGUUCCAUUUUUAUUUUAGAUACAUGAAUAGGUAAGGAUUUUUACAAAUGAUAAGCAUGCAAAUGAGGGGUUUCGUAAGAUAAAAGUGCCCUCUGGAAAUAUGGAUGCUACGUGUCAACAUAAAGUGAAAAUUUAUAUAUAUACAUAUAUAUAUAUAUACACAAAUAACUAUAUAUACUAUAUAUUAAUACGGGUAAGAUGAGCACUGUAGCUCAUAAGUAGGUUGCUAGCUCUGAUUGAGGAGGCUUGUGUGUGUGUGUGUGUUUUUUUUUUUUUUUUUUUUUUUUUUUUUUUUUAAUUCUAUGCUCAAGUUUCUGCAGCUUAUUUUGUGGAUAACUUUUAAUUUGAAGUGUGUUCGUGAUUUAGAAACCUUAGUAUUUUUGAAGCUUGAAGCGUGUAUGAUAUUUUUAUGGCACCCUCUUCCCUCACAAGUGUCAGCGUGUCAAACAAUACACUAUGUUUGGCUUCUAAGCUGUUUUUAAGUUUGAGCUUUGUUUGAGAUACAGUUGCGUGGAGGUUCAUAGCCUCCCACUCUUGAGUUGGCAUCCAUUUUGUGUCACAUGCCAAGACAACUUCAGUGAAAAGUUAGAAUAUUCACUCUCCACAUUGGAGAAAUAAGGACAGAGUAAAAUGUGUGGCAAAGUUAAGUGGGAAUUUCAGACCAACUAAUAAGUUUUUCCAGUAGCAACUGCAGGGACAUCUGAUUAGGAGCAUAGGGACAUGUUUCAGGCCAUUGCAUUGUUACAGCAAGCGUGUGAAAAGCUCGGAUCAGCAUUGGGCUCUGUCAAGGUUGCCUGUUUUUUGACACUUUGUUAUCUUCCUUUUGAAAUAAAAGGUUGAAAGAGCCUUCUUCUCAAAUGCCAAAAAAACAUUUGAGAUCGUGCUUUAGUUGAUCUGGACAUUGGAGAGAAGUUUCUAGUAGCAAUAACUCAUGGAACUGUGAUUAGGAUAUAUUACGUUUUAUUACCUUAGUGGAAGUGCAUUAAUUGUUCUGAUUUGGGUGCUCGUCUCAGCUAGUUCAAAUCAUGUAGGUCCUAAAUAAUGGCUGUGUGGCUGUCGUAGUGGUGUAGGAUUGAGAAGUGAUUUAAUUUAGUGCAAAUCACUUGGGAUGUUAUUGUGCCUGUGGCUAGAUAUUGGACAUCAUAAUCAAGUACUGUGUUUGUCCUGAUGGAAAAAGAAUAUCUCGUAAGUCUUACUCCACAUUGCACUGAAUCACUCUCCACUUCAAUGGUCCUUAACUGCAAACUUUACGAAGCACCCUCCUGAAAAAGCAACUACAAAUGAGAGGGUGGUCCGGCUUGUGUGCUAAUUCACCUAACGGCCAUGAAUUCAUCUUUACACGCCAUCACACAGGACACAAACUGUUGGUGCUGCUUUUUUUGACAAUCUUGUAUAGAAGUAAUACCAUCGUGAAGUGACGUUCCCUGUCAAACUGUGACAUUUUCAAUGCCGCCAAUAAUUUCCUCAUGCAGUUUCCUGUGUCAUCUUUGCACUACAUAUUGCCCUUGUAUUUUAUCCCAAGGAGUGCCCCUGCAUUUAGAAAAAAAAAAAAAAAAAGAUUUGUUUCAUCAACCGUAUAGCAAUCAUAUUGUUCUGUCCUCAACAUUUUUAUAUGGAGAGUAACAUGAGAAGUGUCACAUUCAGUAAGGAGUUUUGGAUGGAAUAAACUUCUCCAAGAGAAGAUCUACAGAUGACUGACUUUGAGCUGAUUUUCAAUCGACCUGACUGGAACAGUGCCCUCAAACAGCCCUCAUCAGGGUGGGAUAAGGGUGGGAGGUUCACCCAUGUGCCCACAUAACGGCCAUUUGGGAACCAGGAAUGGACAACUCUCAGGAUUUCUAUUGAUACACAGUACUGUAUUUAAAUGUUUUGUCAUACGUGUAAUAUACUGUACUAUAGGUUUGCUGUACUUGCACAGUUUUUUAAACUUAUUUUUGGUUUCUUUUAUAACUUGAAAAAUAGAUGUGAUGAUUUCUUUUUGUUGUUUUCAAUGUUUUUUUUUUUUUUUUUUUUUUUUUUUUUUUUAAUCUAAUUACCUAUUUAGUUACAGUAGAGUAAUUGUGCUCUGUUGAAAAAAAUGAUUACCUGCACAUGAGUGUUUCAUUUUUCAUUUUGUUCCUUUUUCCCCCCCUCUGUAGUAGUAUUGCUUUAUUGUAACAUCUCAUUGAAACUAAGCAUUACAGCUAAGUAAGUACAUUGUUACAACAGAUUUCAAACACCAGUCAUUUAACACAACAAGCUAGGAGUCAAUCGAUGUGCUUUCUGUGUACAAGAGUUAAUGGCCUUGGGCUGCAAUAUCGAGCUCUCUACUGGCCAUUGAUAUGCAUUGCUUAUGGGUGCUACACCAUUGAGUUCUUCCUGCAGUUUUCUUCACUCUUUGCUGGUUUGUCUGUUUUUUUGGGGUUUGGGAUUAUAGUGGUGGUUGAGCUCAACUGUGAAAUUCACAUUGCACAUAAUUUGAAAAUAAAACUAUUAAAAGUG